AUGGCGCAAAAGCUCGCGGUGCUGUGCGCGAUCCUCGUCGGCGCCCGUGCGAUGCGGCUCCCGACGCGGCGCCGCGUCGUCCUCGGCGGCGGCGCCGCGGCCGCCGCCGCCGCCGCGGCGGUCCCCGCGCGCGCCGCGGAGCUCCCGACGGGAGGCAGGGACCUCUUCAACCUCGUCGCGGCGGCGCGGCGGCAGCUCGACGACGUGCCCGCGCUCAUCGAGGCCGGCAAGUGGGACUCGGUGCGCGCGAUCCUCAUCCAGCCGCCCAUCGCCGACGUCUGGGGCAAGAACGCGAAGCCGCUGCUCAAGCGGUACGCGGAGGCCGUCGGGAACGCCGACGGCGACGAGCUCGCCGCCGUCUACAACAACGUCUUCUCGCCCGUCGGCGGCGACAUGAAGGUCAACGCCAAGCCCGAGCUCGUCAAGCAGUACUACGAGAUGCCCAUGCAGGAGUUCCGCGCGUCGGCGAAGGCCCUCGACGCGCUCGUCAAGCUGGGGAGCGGGCUGAAGUACUAA
Molecule: messenger RNA, 516 nt
Organism: Aureococcus anophagefferens
Lineage: Eukaryota; Pelagophyceae; Pelagomonadales; Pelagomonadaceae
Exons: 2
Coding region: 1-516 (171 amino acids)
Source: RefSeq, a predicted model, not a curated record